Molecule: messenger RNA, 3406 nt
Organism: Scomber scombrus (Atlantic mackerel)
Lineage: Eukaryota; Metazoa; Chordata; Actinopteri; Scombriformes; Scombridae
Gene: hspa13
Product: heat shock protein 70 family, member 13
Exons: 5
Coding region: 95-1423 (442 amino acids)
Biological process (GO): vesicle-mediated transport; protein refolding; cellular response to unfolded protein
Cellular component (GO): nucleus; cytosol; plasma membrane
Molecular function (GO): ATP binding; ATP-dependent protein folding chaperone; misfolded protein binding
Source: RefSeq, a predicted model, not a curated record
GUCGGAGCCGGGCAUCAAUUCAUCGAAAGUUGAGCUUUUUAUCGACAUUUAGUGUUUUUUGGAGUGUUGGGUGAUUUAUCUACAGUGUGCGGGGAUGGCGGGAGAAAUGUCUAUGAUUGGUUCAGUGAUCCUGGCCUUGUUCCUGGCGGGUUAUCUGGGCCAGCAGUUCUUACCCCCCCCCAAACCCAAAGUGAUCGGCCUGGACCUGGGCACCACUUUCUGCUCGGUGGGUGUCUUCCUCCCGGGCAGCGGAGAAGUGGAGGUGAUAGCAGAUGAUGAGGGGAGGAAGAGCAUCCCCAGCACCGUCUCCUUCACGACCACUGCGGUGCUGGCCGGACAUGAAGCCGUGGAGCUGGCCGACACCAACCCCCAAAACACCAUCUACGAUGCCAAGAGGUUCAUCGGGAAGAUAUUUGAGCCGGAGGUCCUGGAGCAGGAGAGCGCCCGGUACCAGUUCAAGGUGAUGAACAACAAUGGAAGUGCAGAGUUCGUGAUCUCCACCAACCGGACCUUCACGGUGAGCCCAGAGUUCAUCGGCUCCAGGCUGCUGCUGAAGAUGAAGAAGAUGGCCGAGCAACAGCUGGGCGUGCCCAUCCAGAAAGCCGUCAUCUCGGUGCCCGCAGAGUUUGACGAGAGACAAAGGAACUACACAGUCAGAGCUGCCAACCUCGCUGGCUUGGAGAUCCUGCGAGUGAUCAACGAGCCCACGGCUGCAGCCAUGGCUUACGGCCUUCACAAGGUGGAUGUGUUCAACGUGCUGGUGGUGGAUCUCGGAGGAGGAACCCUGGACGUGUCUCUGCUCAACAAACAGGGAGGCAUGUUCCUCACCAGAGCCAUGGCAGGAAACAACAAGCUAGGAGGUCAGGACUUCAGCCAGAGGAUGCUCCAGUACACCACAGAGCGAGUCCAGCAGGAGUUUGGCGUCCCCGUCACUCUCAAAGAAGACAUCCACCGCCUCCGCCAGGUUGUGGAGGAAGCCAAGCUCAAUCUCACCCUCCAACCCAGUGCCUCCAUCAGGGUGCACCUGCACCUCCACACCCACGAUAGCUCCGAGUCACCUGAGGGCUCCGCUCUAGCACCAGUUCUCUUCCAGACUGUGAUCACUCGGGAGCUCUUCGAGGAGCUCAACGAAGACCUGUUCCAGAAGAUACUGGCUCCCGUCGAGACUGUGUUAGCCGAAGGCCACUUGAAGAAAGAGGAGGUGGAUGAGAUUGUGCUGGUCGGAGGGUCCACCAGGAUACCCCGCAUCAGGAGGCUGAUCAGCGAGUAUUUUGGGAAGGAGCCGAACACAUCAGUGGACCCUGACCUGGCGGUGGUUACAGGCGUGGCCAUCCAGGCUGGCAUCAUGGGCGGCUCCUGGCCAUUACAAGUCAGCGCUAUAGAAAUCCCCAACAGACACUUACGGAAGACGAACUUCAGCUAAUCUCAAGUUUAUUUAUUGAGAUCAACAGGAUGUUACAGAGACUCACCACUGAUUUCUAACUGUUUCAUGCUUCUCUAAUGUGCAUCAUGUAUCUGCUGAGAUGAGAAAAAGUACGUGACAAAAGACAAUGUCACCACCACCGCACAGUCAUCUGCAUGAACAAGACCUUUAAGUUUUUCCACUGUCAAAACUUUGAAGUCUUAUCAUAUUUUUCAUUGUUAGUAAAAGACGGUGGUAACAAAAAUCCUCCCACAUAUUUAAACUUAGAGAUAAAAUCUUCAGAGGUGAACAGUCCUGUUUCCAUUCUUAAAGUGACAGCUGCUUUUGUUGCGCUCGAACCUUCAGGAGAUAUAGCAGAGUGAAAUCAUGAUGAAAUGUGAAUGAGACUCGUCAUAGAUAAUGAAAUCCUUCAGUGAUGUUGAAUUCAGGGAACAGCCGCUCUUUAUGAGGACUUAAAGUCUAGCCAGUACAUCUUCAGCUAUUUAUUUAUUUAUUCCCGUUACCUGUGUGUGUGUGUGUGUGUGUGUGUGUGUGUGUGUGUGUGUGUGUGUUUGUGUGUGUGUGUGUUUGUGUGUGUGUUUGUGUGUGUGUUUGUGUGUGUGUUUGUGUGUGUGUGUGUGUGUGUUUGUGUGUUGUGUGUGUGUGUGUGUGUGUGUGUGUGUGUGUGUGUGUGUGUGUGUGUGUGUGUGUGUGUGUGUGUGUGUGUGUGUGUGUGUGUGUGUGUGUGUGUGUGUGUGUGUGUGUGUGUGUGUGUGUGUGUUGCAGGCCUUUAAUUUAUUGUACAUCUUUCCAUCAAAGGUUAACACACAUUGUGCUUGUGCCUUUUCAGAAAGCUGCUAUAUUGUUGAAAUUGAAGCAUAGAGGUGAACUGCUGCAAGACUGAGACCUUAAUCCAGGUCCAUGUGACUGAGGUGACUUUAUGUCCACUAGAGGUCACUUGAGACCUAAGUGUCAAUAUACGCAGUUAAUUUAAAACACAUGCAUUGCAAUAUAGACUUCUCGCCUCAUAAAUGAUAUUCUGAUGAGGAGCAGAACAGAUGAAGGUGCGUGUUGGUGAAAGCCUUAAUGUUCAGUACUGUAACAGUACUGUAACUCUUUAAUCAUUUAGCAUUAUCCCUCCAUUAGACUGAAUCCAGAUUAUUUGCCUCAGACAGAGAAGAGGGAGGUGCGCUCAGUGUUACACUUUGUGGACUUCCACUUGUUGGCCAACUACACAUUUUUGUGCAAUAAUGUAUUCAUGUGUCAUUUUAAUGGCAAAUGACUCACUCGCUUCAAAUAUUUGUGCAGCAUAUCAAAGGUUAAUGUAAAAGCAAGUGUGCUUAUGCUGCUGGAGGUGGAGAGGGUCGACUCUGGACGACUCACAGAAGGACCAAAGCGAUGCUUCCAGGUGCCUUUGUGUAUUUGAUAUUAAGAAAUGUGUUACUGUCACAUUCAGGAUGGUCUAUGGACCGGAUGUACAGUUUACUUUGUGGCUGACAGACUUGUUCACUUACUCAUGUGUUGGUGGAAGAAUUCUGGUCAUAGUACAUCAAGUAUAGAAGUUCAUUUCCAUUUCUAUUCCAAAAAAUCUCUUUCAUUAGAGAACUCAGAUGUGUGUAUAUGUCUGAAAGUAUCUAUUUUCAACCAAGAACUCAAAGUAUCUACAUUCCAUUAAAAGUGUCACUUGUUGUUUUUGCCAAACAUGAUAGAUGAGUAGAUGUACUACUUCUUUCAAAUGACGUAUUUCUCAUGUUGGAACUGAGAUCCUCAUGUAAUUGAGCAUUCAGCUAAGCUGAAGCUAAUUUGUUUGCCUUUCAUACUGUACAAAUCAGUCUCUGUGGAAAUGGGGAGAAAAAAAAACACCCCAUGUGACUAGAAUCUAUUUUUGUAUCGCAAGUUUUACUCAUUGUCGGAGUCUAGCCACCGUAAAAAAAAAAAAACUAUGAGGAAGUUUAACUCUUCAGACCUGCUUUUCAGCCUAUUAAAAUUCUGCUUCCCAACUUC